AUGUUGGAUGCAGAAGUCAUCAUCGUUGGUGCUGGCCCUUCUAGCAUUGCGCUGGCACAUACUUUGAAACACAAGGUGGGAUUAAAUGACUUCACGAUAUACGAAAAGAUGGAAGGACCGGGAGGUGUAUGGAGAUCAAAUACAUAUCCGGGAGUAGGAUGCGACGUGCCUACAAUUUUGUAUUCUUUCUCUUUCAACCAGAAUCCCAACUGGUCUAAGGAGCUGUGUGGAGGGUCAGAAAUCUUACAAUACAUGGAGUCAACUGUGGACAAAUUCGACUUGCGCAAGCACAUGCACUUUAGCAUCGAAUGUGUUUCUUCAAGUUGGAAUGAAAAGGGAUUCUGGGAAGUCCGCCUUCGAGACCUUUUGACCAACAUCGAAUACACGAGAACCUCUAAGGCCUUCAUUUCCGCAGUUGGGGGUAUAUCCAAACCCCGAGAUGUCAGAUUUCCAGGAUUGGAAACCUUUCAUGGCGAGGUGUUUCAUACAGCCCGGUGGAAUCACAGCUAUGACUAUCGAGGAAAGCGGAUGGCAAUCAUAGGCAACGGAUGCAGUGCGGUGCAAGUGGUCCCUGAGGUUGCUAAAGAGGCCUCAUUUGUAAAACAAUAUGCCCGGAGCCCACAGUGGUAUCACGAGCGUCCGAAUCGAAGCUUCACGUCACUGGAAAAGUGGUUUUUCAGGUAUAUUCCCCUCUUGGAGCGUUUCAUCAGGCUUCGCGUGUUCCUCGCUAGUGACAAAGUGGUAGCAGCGUAUGGGCCAGGAGUGGAAGCUUCAAAGCUACGCGCUAAAGCAGAAGACCAUGCACGGGAAUAUAUAUUCUCGACGGCUCCUAAGAAAUAUCACCAUUUCCUUGUUCCGGACUUUCCACUAGGUUGCAAGCGCCGAAUCUUUGAUCCUGAUUAUCUCGAGACUCUUCACAGCCCCACGGUCGAACUAGUGCCCCAUGGGAUCGAGUCGGUCGACCAGACAGGCAUUACUAGCACAGAUGGUAUGAGAACUGAGUUUGAUGUCAUUGUCCUCGCAACAGGCUUUGAAGUUCAAGAGUUCCUAGUUCCAAUGCAGGUCUACGGAAGAGAUGGCCGUAGUCUGGCGCAGCAAUGGAAGGAGAAUCGAGGGGCUCAAGCAUACAUGGGGACAUAUGUACAUGGGUUUCCCAAUUUUGCAACCUUAUUUGGACCAAACACAUUCCCGGCCCAUAACUCUGUACUCUUUGCAGUAGAGGUCCAGGUCGCUUAUAUCGCCAGAACGUUGAUUAUUCCUUUGAUUGAUCAUCGCAUAUCGACACUUGAGGUGAAACAAACCGUCGAGAACCAAUGGCAACGGACGGAACUCUGCCUCAUGGCCUGGCUAUGCAUCAACGUUUUGGAGGGAAUCACUGCAGCCACAUUGGAACACUUUUCUCAAAAGACCCAAUUCGCGCUGGUGGAUUAUACACCGUAUGAAACGCUGGGCUGUGAUGACAAGCCCGAAAACGUACGGAUUUCUGGGGCUGCUUUUAUUGCUCAAGACACAAACCACCACAGUGCCAAAUAUCUUGAGCAAUGUUCUUGGUGCUGCGAGAUCGUUUGUGGAUGUCGUUUUGGCUUAUUGGUCAUUCUAUUAGGCAUAGGGUGCAUCCUCCACAAUCUACGUAUGAUAGGGCUCGGCUUCUUUGCCGGCUGGCUCAAGUCUUUCCUAUCGAACCGAUCGACAAGGCUGCAGCUCCCCGGAUAUCUCAGCAACCUUACUUUAACCCCUACCGGGAUCCCCCAGGGGUCCCCCAUAUCGCCGAUCCUAUUCCUCCUAUUCAACACCCCCCUCAUUCGCGCCCUAUCGAUCGACGGUAUUGAGGCCCUUCGGAUUCAGCCAACCCUCCUGGAGGGAGGCAAGACGGUCUCCUACGGGUGGAUUGACGAUGUUGCCACCCUGGCCAUCUCGGAUAGCUACGCGGUCAAUCAGCGUCUUCUAGAGAGGGCCCUGGAUAAGGCCGCGCUGCCCAUCAAGGACCACGCAACCGGCUUUAUCAUCAAGCCAGUGGAGUACGCCAAAUACCUAGGAAUCUGGCUCGAUAAGACCCUUUCGUUCGACACUCACAGGGCCAAGGCCCUUGCUAAGGCGAACAGGACUUUAGAAGCCCUCCGCAGCACCUCAGGCUCGACCUGGGGGACCUCCCUGCUGAGCAUGCGCCGCAACUACCUAGCAGUGGUAGUCCCUCAGCUACUCUACGGGGCGGCCGCCUGGUAUAGCCCUACGAGCCGGACAGUUAACUACAAGAAGCUCCAGAAGACGGUUAAUGAAUUUCAGAGGAUUCAAGGCCUCCGGAUACUCUCCGAUGGAGGCACUGAAGUGGAAGAAAACAGGCCCGCUAUACGCGAACAGCGGCAGGCAGGAAGAAUGGGAGACCAGACGGGCUUACGUGUUAGCCCCGUGGGAGUUGCCCCUAAGGACCGGCGGAUCUGGUAUACAGAUGGAAACGGUUAUCAGGGGAUAAUCGGAGCUGCCGCGGUCUCUAUUCGAGCAGAUAGGACCGCCAGGAAGUACCUAGGAACGGAACUGGACUCUACGGUCUACGUGGGGGAGUUGGAAGGGGCCCGAAUGGCCCUGGAUCGGGCGAAGCUUAUCCCGAUUACGGUCUUCUCAGAUAGCUAG
Messenger RNA from Aspergillus affinis, 2628 nucleotides. RefSeq lists its product as uncharacterized. Gene Ontology annotation, molecular function: RNA-DNA hybrid ribonuclease activity; nucleic acid binding. The record is from RefSeq and is a predicted model, not a curated record. NCBI's taxonomy places the organism in Eukaryota, Fungi, Ascomycota, Eurotiomycetes, Eurotiales, Aspergillaceae. Bases 1 to 2628 code for a protein of 875 amino acids. The transcript is spliced from 10 exons.